Fraxinus pennsylvanica is the source of this 465-nucleotide messenger RNA. The record is from the annotation of a GenBank genome assembly. NCBI's taxonomy places the organism in Eukaryota, Viridiplantae, Streptophyta, Magnoliopsida, Lamiales, Oleaceae.
AUGAUAGUUGUGGUGGUGGUGGAUCUGGUGGUCGAUGUAAAGUGUGGUCGCAUUGAUGGAGGUACGGUGGUUGUGGAGUGUUGGGUGGCGGAUAUGGUGGUUGUGGUGAGGUGUGGUUGUGGUGAUGGUGGUCGUGGCGGAUCUGGUGGUCGCAAUGAUGUUGGUGGGAUCUGGUUUGGAUCUUAUUUGUUGUUGGAAAUGGUAGUUGUGGUGGUGGCUGAAAAUGGUGGAAGCGGCGACGACAGCAUUGGUAGAGGUGGCAACGACUCUAUGAGUGGUGGUGCAUUUCUGUUGUUGGCGACGGUGGUAAGUUCGAUGGUGGUGGUGGUGGUGGUGGUUGUUGUUGUGAUUAACUGGGAAGAUGAGGAUCAGAUCAGUGAACUGCCUGAUUGUGUCAUGGGAUACAUAGUUUCGCUAUUAAGCAUAAAGGAUGCUGUGAAAACUAGCGCACUUUCGCGUAGAUGA